GAGGUUUCUGGUGAAGAAAAGCUGAGACGUCCUAUCCAAGGAGUUAAGGAGUGAUCAGACAAGAUAACAAGUCGCUUUGUUGGUCUAUCAUGCUACAAGUGGAACUGAUAUUUUUUCAUUAAUUAGAACAAACGGAAGUAGUGUAUUGUAAUUAAUGGCACCUGUAUAACAAAACCAAAUUUUGCUACUACAAACAACACCCAGCUAAGACAUAAGAAGGUUGAGAUGUUAAAGUUCUUGCUUUAGACGUUUGCUUUUUGGCGACGGAUCAGGGACGGAGCCUUUUUUAUCAAUGUAGUGAAUAUCAACCAAAUUCUUCACGAAAUCGUUAGUGCAUCUUGUCACAUUCACACCACCAUGCGAUUCCUACAGAGAUCUAGCCUAUUUCUGAUACCAAUAUUACGUAUUGUCAGCAUGCUUGCCGUUUUGGCUAUGUUCUUUGUAUCUUUAAACGCAGCAGACCAGGAACUAGAGCUUUCAAAACUUCAAGUUCAAGGAUGUGAUGUGACACAUCACCCGUCUUUACCUAUCGUAUGUAGCAUUUAUUGCAACAACAAAGGCUUGACAAGCAUUCCCACAGAUCUGUCUAAGUCUCUGUUUGAGCUUCUGCUUCCUAACAACGCUAUCACUGUCUUUCCGUGUACGGGUCUGGACAGUCUGUACAGGCUGAACCUACGGAACAACAACAUCAGUUACGUGCCUUGGCACUGCCUGAAGAAUAUGACAAGGCUAACUGAACUAGAUUUGUCCCAGAACCAAAUUUUCUGUGUCAACUUAUUUCCUGUUAUGCCUUUCUUGACCGAACUACGACUCUUGAACGUUUCCUUUAACCGGAUCUUUUCUUUGCCUUUGUGUGAUCUUGGCAUUGGCAAUGCAAACAGGCCAACUUCACUUUCCCGUGUGAUGAUGGCGGGUAACCAUUUCUGGUGCAGCUGUGAGGUGCUCUGGAUGCUGGAAGUGGCGAAAAAAGUGGAACUGUGCCGUGGCCGAACCACCGUGUUUUGCACAAACUAUUUUAAGGAAAACAUAGUUGCAAUCGAUAUGCUUAGCAAGCCUUCUUUGUUCCGCUGUAGUACACCUUCUUGGCUAGCCGGCCGAGAACUCCGUUCCCUGAAUACCAGAGCUUGUUAUACAUUUGAUAAGACAUUACGACGACUCGUACCGCUGCACCAGCCAAAGCCAUGUCGUUUAGACAACCCCUGUCAUAAAGUUUACGAAAAUCCAUUUAUUUUAAUUCAUCAUAACGUGACCACAUCUACAUCGUUGCCGCUAACCAGUCGUAGGUCAGACCUGUUCCUUACGAGUACGUUCCCCACACCGCCACAGGCCAAAACGCGAUCAUUAUCCCGAAAUCUGAACGGUUUUUCUGACGGCAUUAAUUCUACAUUGACCGCUAUCUUUACAGAAACAAGUGACACUACCUUUAGUCCCGUGACACCAGAUGUGGUGUGCAACAUUUACUCUAGGUCAGUGUUAGCAACCGGACAGACCCGACAGAUCCUGACCGAUACAAACUCGACAUUGACGCUUAACAUGGCGGAAAUGACACAGACCCUAAAGCCAUCCCCACAACCUGUUGCCGUGUUGUCCGGAUGGGUGGUUGUCAUUGCAGUUGUUGUAAUAAUUGCUGGGAUCUGUGGUGUAGUGUUUGCUGUGUAUGUGGCAAUGCGCCGGGGACAACCCUGUAAAAAUGUCCCUAUUGGUCACGUGAACAACAUGGCGGCUGGCCAAGUUGCAAACAGUGUUCCUAGUCAGCAAGUUGCCAGACAGAACCCAGACGUAGACGGGUGUUGCGCUGGCGAGUCUGAUUCCUACACAUAUGACAAGGCUUGUGCGAUGUCGAUUAUUUUCGAUACACCCCAAUAUCAUAUUGCGGAGCUGAGUGAUGAAGACAUUUGCAACGUAACAGAAAAUGUUUCAGAAACACAGGACAGUGAAAACAUCUAUGAAAAUAAAAAUGUGUCAUAGAGCGUUUUUAUUCUACAGAUGAAAAAAAUGAAUGAUCAACUCUUUGUAGUCCAUUCCGUUUUGUGAAACAUGGCAUCUUUUCCCACCACAUUUAGUAUCU
Molecule: messenger RNA, 2068 nt
Organism: Branchiostoma belcheri (Belcher's lancelet)
Lineage: Eukaryota; Metazoa; Chordata; Leptocardii; Amphioxiformes; Branchiostomatidae
Exons: 1
Coding region: 358-1968 (536 amino acids)
Molecular function (GO): protein binding
Source: RefSeq, a predicted model, not a curated record